AUGAUCCAGGAUCUCCUGAACGUUAUCAAUAGUCCAAAUCCAAAUUUGAUGGACUUAUCCUUCACCGUGAAUCCUCUUUCCCCUCUUCCUCCUCCUCCUCCUACACCAACGACGGAGAAUAUUGACGAAACAGGGUUGAUGCAGGAACUCUCCCUCUCAUUCUCGAACUGCGACACCAACGAGUUUCUUAGUCCGCCUUUGCAAGAUGAUUCUACACCCUCUUGGGACAUGGGCCUGUUCGAUAUACCAAGCGAUGACCUCGACGCCAUCAUCAACUAUAAUGUCCUAGAACAGAUUGGUAACGAUAAUGGUAACAAUGUCGUUGAAACUGGUAGACUUGAACCGAGUACUCGAGUUUUUGCGGAAAACGGUACGAACUUUGAAACUGGUGGUUCAUCAGCGACGCCUGUCCCGGCGAUUACACCGAUAACAUCCGGAGGGGUCCUCGUAUGCAAUUGUUGCAACCUGCUUCGACGAGUAUACCAUUCUAAUGGUCAGGAGAUGUUGAGAUUUGAUAUCUUUGGAGGGAUUGGGUAUUUCUGCCAUGCGGUUCUCGAGACUCGACGAUUAGAUGGUUCUAACGAAUCUACACAUUUAACAUAUCAUUUGACGGAUUUAACCAUGGAGGAAGUGAGGUUGUUUCUAGAAGAUUAUUUCUCGGCGAGAGAAGCAAGCGGUUACGUCAUUACGUCAGACACCGAUACUGAUUUCUUCCAAGCGAUGAACGCUUGCUUCUGCAAUAACCAGUCCUUUAUGUCGACGUUGCCACCGCGCGAUGAUGUUCCAAUGUCUUUGGCUAUGCCUGAUGAAACGCUUAAUGUUCCACAUGUGCCGCAAUAUGUUGGAUUGAGAGAUGAACCUCCUGUUCCCAAAAAAAAGCAGAGGAGACGAACCGCUCUCGCUGUGCAGGAUAAGUGUUUUGAUAAAAACAUGCUCCUUGUGCCACAAGUUUCCUUUUGCCACGUGAGGGAGAGGACCGGCAAGCUUACGCUGAAAGAUAUCAGUAUGCAUUUUCAUCUUCCGAUCGAACAAGCUGCUCGAAAAAUGAGUCUUUGUCCUACAGUUGUCAAGAAGAUAUGCCGUAGGGGAGGGUUAUAUCGCUGGCCACACCGCAAAAUCAAAAGUCUUCUGAAGAAAAUCGAGUUAUUGAAGAGUGUACUAUCCUCGGCAACGGAUGAUAAAGGGAGGGAGCAUGCUGAACAACAGAUUGAAAAACUUGAGCAGAAAAUCGCAGAGAUAUGCAGCGAAAUCCUCAAGAACUUUAAAACACUUCAAUCAACCUUGUACUGGCUAAGAAAAAAAAAGUCGCCUUUUGUGUGUGUGUAA
This is a messenger RNA of Thlaspi arvense, 1326 nucleotides long. The record is from the annotation of a GenBank genome assembly. Lineage: Eukaryota; Viridiplantae; Streptophyta; Magnoliopsida; Brassicales; Brassicaceae.